This is a messenger RNA of Bemisia tabaci, 5241 nucleotides long. Lineage: Eukaryota; Metazoa; Arthropoda; Insecta; Hemiptera; Aleyrodidae. The record is from RefSeq and is a predicted model, not a curated record.
CCUCCGUAGCCAGGCCUUAUCCUGUUUGCGAACACAUGACAAAAUAUGUUAUAACUUCUGGUUAUCAAAUCUGUCCGCGCCUUCCCGCCUUGCGCCCGCUCUCUCGCCGCUCAGUCUCCGCGUGAUAGCGUUACGUUACGAACGCCGUGCCGCACCGCACCGUACCGCCCGGGCGCCCGCUCGCGUAAGCGAAACCCCCGGCGAACAACCGCGAAAUCUACAUGGACGAUUUUUAAAUUUUAAGUUCCUAAAUCCCGUGCGUAGUAUUCGUUUUUGAUAGUUUACGCUGUUUUUCUCACUGUGUUCUUUGAGUUUCGGUAACGUCUCACCCCGCGUGGUCGCUCCGGUGACUUGAACGCCCGAUUUCGUUCGAUCUAUUUAUUUUAGAGAAUAAGUUCUGAUUGAAGUCUUUCAAAUUUUAGUUCUUGGCAUGACGGUGAGAGUGUGCUCUAGUCACCUUGUGUGCGCCUCGACCUACCACCCACCCCCGACGCUGUGAGAUUUCUUCCCCUGCACAGUUGCAAUAUUUGUCUGAAUGCAGAAAAAUAAGCAUCAACUGCGGCACUGGACGGAGCUAUGGCAAUAUCACGAGCUUGGUUGGCGGUGGUGCUCUUUACCAGCCUGGUCCACUUGAGUGCCACCGGACUUCUGGACUGGGGCCGCGGGAACCGCAUCGAGGUCAAUAUUCCCUGGCUGCCUUUUGAGAACGAGACGCGAUGCUACGACGAUCUUGGGUGUAUCACGAUCACGAGGGAAUGGUACAACCUCAUCUACCGGCCCUUCAACGUUUUCCCUCUACCCAGACAAGUGAUCGACACCAGGUUCAUUCUCUACACGAGAAAGAACCCGACUGAGGGGCAAAUGUUGAAAGUCACCGACAAAACAAUCACGAAAUCGAAUUUUGAUCCGAAGAAAGAAACAAAGAUGAUCGUCCAUGGUUUCAUCGACACGCCUCUCAGCAGCUGGGUUAAGGAUAUGCGGAAGGAACUGCUGAAGCAUUCCGACUGGAAUGUGAUCGUAGUCGACUGGGCAGGUGGCUCUCUACCUCUCUACACUCAAGCCACGGCGAACACGCGAUUGGUCGGAUUGGAGAUAGCAAAUCUUAUCAACACUUUAAAGGAAAAGAUGGAUCUUGACCCGAAGGACGUGCAUAUCAUUGGACACAGUUUAGGAGCGCACACGGCCGGAUACGCAGGCGAACGAAUCGCAGGGCUCGGCCGCAUCACGGGCCUGGAUCCUGCCGAGCCCUAUUUCCAAGGGAUGCCCAGCCACGUCCGCCUCGACCCUUCAGAUGCUGACCUAGUCGACGUCAUUCACACAGACGGCUCCUCCAUUGUACUUUUAGGGUACGGUAUGAGUGAGCCUUGCGGUCACCUGGAUUUCUACCCGAACAACGGGAAGGAGCAGCCUGGUUGUGACCUGACGGAGACCCCGCUUCCGCUCACGCUGAUCCGGGACGGGAUCGAAGAGGCCAGUCGAGUUCUGGUGGCUUGCAACCACAUCAGAGCCAUCAAAUUGUUCACCGAGUCCAUAAACUCAAAGUGUGGCUACUUUGCCCACCGCUGUUCCUCCUAUCAACAUUUCCUCCAGGGUCGGUGUUUUUCUUGCGGGGAAAAUGGGACCGGGUGUGCUGUAAUGGGUUUAACUGCUACGAAAACGACACAUCCGCCCGGAUCGAAGUAUUUCAUCUCCACAGGCAAAGAAGCUCCCUUUUGCCGGCAUCAUUACAAAGUGACCUUGGAACUUGCUAAGCCCCCGAGAGCCGAAGCUUGGGUGCAGGGUUUUAUGAGGGUCUCUUUGCAUAGUGAUAAUGGUGUAAUUCGAAACCUUGAUCUCACUCCCAACGGUUACGAGAAGCUGGAGCACGGGACCUCGAGGAGCUUCGUAGUGACCCACCCUGACGACAUCGGUAAAGUCCGGCGCGUGGAGUUUUAUUGGGAGUACGACAUGGAUGUCCUCCAGCCGCGCUCCAUUUGUUUCCUGUGGUGCAACGACCACCUUUAUGUCUCUAGUAUUCGAGUUACCGAAACCAAAGAUAUAAAUGCCAGAGACAAACGUGAUUUAGAAAUGAACAGUAAGCUCUGCAGUGUGGGUCUUCGUGAAUAUGCGGACGUAGCGUCCAGGUCAUCUGCCGUGUUUCUUGACAACAGUUGUGAUGACGACCUGUGAGUCUGAUCCCUGAAAUCCCUUUUCAACUUUAAAGGACUCACCACCUCUACGUUGCCGUCUUAGUUGACAGUCCCUGCAGAACGUGAUAAGAGGCGACUCAAAACGCAACCGCGUUUUUUGAACGUACUGUACUGUUUUAAUUUAUUUUUUUGUACAAAUCUCCAAUGAUGAAACGCGUGUUUUUUUUUAAAGAAAUAAGCACAACGUGAAGUAUCAAACAGAUAAGUUUUUGUUUCUAUUUUUUAAAAUGUUUUUACUGUCUAAAUGAUCACAAAAUUAGAGGAUGGUAAAGUGCAGAAUAAAAAAAAAUUACACAAAAAUAGAAAGAGGAUAUACACUCAAAGAUAAUCUAUUAUUUGUGCCCAGCAGGGAAUCACAGAAUUUGGGCAAGGUGCACAAGAAGUAUUGCUUCAUUACAGUAUUUCUUCCUCAUUUUUUCUUGUGCAGUUUUGUUGUUAAGCAAAACGUUUCUGCGGAUCUGAAAGUCCUUGAAAAUUUCAAACCAUCUCUUGCGACACACAUACCUACAAAAAAAAAAAAAAAAAAAAAAUAACAGUGGUAAAAUAAAAUUUAUUGAAUGAGCUGAGUUUAGAAUAUUUUUAAAACUAUUUCUGGUUAAGGAUCAUGCACGGAGAAAAUUUACUUCAAAUUUGAUAGGAGGAUGGUCCGCCUCAUCAAUGGGCAGCAAUUUUCCAUUUAAACGCGCUCAUUCCGACAAAUGCACCGAUUUUAUCAAAACUACCUUGAUGUUUGUCCGAUUUGAAAGCCAAGGAAAUUUCCGCCAUUCACCAAGUAAUUUAAGUAUUUAAACAAACAUGCACAUUUCAACCUCUGUUCCUGACCCUUCCCUGCAAUCAAGCGAUAAAUCUACUCUUAUUUCAUGAAAAGAUUCCAUGACCCCUUUUAAGCGCAUUUCUUUGUUAAAUACAAAUCUAUGAGCCAUCAUCCUCGUUGUCCUCAUCAAUGCUAUCAUCGUCGUCGAUUUCUGAAAUAUUUUAGAUGACUUUUUUAACUGUCAGCGUCAUCUCCGGAGUUUAGGUUUCUGCCUAGAUUCAUAAAAAUUCGUAACGCUAAAUUUCGGAUUCUUCGGCCCCCUUCCCCUUUGUAACGCUAUCGUAACGUAGGUCCUUAUCCUUUAUUUCAUGAAAACAAAAUUGCGUAAUACUCUCCUCAAGCUCCUGUCCCCUUUAGCUUUCGGUAUUUUACGAACGGCCCACGGAAUCUUUCGACAUAGUAGAAUUUUAAAGUGAAAGUCUUAAAACUGCCCAGCCUCAAGUAAGACUUUAUUAUUUUAUGUUCAAAUUAAAACCUCCUCCGUGUUUUUGUGAUGCGGGCUUUAACAAAUUAAAGCAUAAGUAUAAUGGUCAUAAAGAUUUGAUUAAGAAAAUAUAAAAUGAAAACCAGUGAAAAAAUUAUUCAAUUGUGUGAUUAUAUUCUCAUUUUUAAUUCACGGAUCAAAAAAAGCAGACGAGGAACUUUUACAUGCAAAGUUGUUGUUUUAGAUAAAUGUGAGAUAAUUAUGUCAAUUUUUGGCCAAAAAUUGAUAACAUUUUAUCUUGGCCGAGUGCAGCAUAUGCCCUAACAUAAAAGAAAUCACCUGAAUCAAUCACGGUUAAAGUAAUUUGAAAUUUUACAGUAUUCGUCGAGAAAUUGUUAAUGCGUAUUCCUGUUUUGUAAGUGUGAAUUUAAAUUAUUACAAUGAAUACAUAGUUGCAAAUUGUACUUGCAGAUUGGCACCUGAAUGCUUGAGAAUAAGGCAAUGCAACAGUAGGUAACCGACUGAUGCAAUUAUGAGAGUAUGCAUAUGUGCAAGUACACCUACCUAUUGAACUUAUACAUGACUGAAAAGCGAUUUUAACAGAGCUACUAUACUGAGCUAUCUAGCUGUUGUGUUCAAAAAAUGAUAUUUAUGAUCUCCUCAGAUUGUUUGCAAUAAUGUCAAUGUGUUCAUUUUUUUCUUUUUUUUAGAGAGGUGUUGAUAUGUUCUGCUCAGAUUUUCGAUUUUACCACGAUUUUAUUUGUCUUCCAUGUUUUAUGUUUUGACGCAAUUUAUCACAUUAUUUUUGUUUUAUCCAUCCAAAUAUAAUUAAUUAAAAACAUAUCACCUCUCCUUUCACUAACAUUUUGUGUGAGGAAUCACUGAAGCAAUGCAAUUUUUAAACGUCAAAUUAUCGAUCAGUGUUCUAUCAUAAAUGAGGCGUUACAAGAUUCAUAUCCGUCUUUCUUACAGUCCUCCGGAAAAAUAAAAGGCACUACCAGAACUAGUGUUUCUAAAGUGACAGACCUCACAGGAAAUUAACUUUCAUAAAAAUAUCUCUAACUGUACUAUUUGAUAAAAGAGUAGCGAGUAAAACAUUAUAGGCUAUACAUACUGUACGUAAGAAGGGUCAUUAUUAUUAAAGGGGCUUUCCGUUUUAUCAUCAAAUUACGACAAAUUAUAAUUGUUGGCCUCUUGAGAUGAAUACAUUGCACGGAAAAGAAGGAUACCAGUGGUUACUUGAUGCCUGUAAUUCUUCAUGAUCCUCAGAACAUCGCGUGAUCGGUGGUAGAUUUCUGCCAUUGUUAAUCAUGCAACUGGUUAUGUUCACCAACCGUGUGGUAUAGGAUCCGUCUGAAAUCUAGUAGAGGCUGCUAGAUUAAAUACCAUCAAGAAUUUAGUAACCGCUAUUAUUCUUCUUUUUUUCCUCAUGCACGACAUUCUAAUGUACUUACGAUGCAAAUACUUUAGGCUGUUGAUGUUGAUACAAUCCUAAUGAAGUGCAUGCUAGCUCAUCAUUUUACAUGUCCCAACUUUUACAAAGAUACCCCAUUUAAUCGUAUAUAUCUAAAACAUAUUCGAGUUCCUCACUCUUGCUGGUUUAAUCAUAUCCCCGAAGUCCAUGAACCACGAUUGAAUCUUAGACUUAAAAAUGAGUUUAGUGUAUAAUUGAACUGUACAUUUUUGUAAAAAAUGAAGAUGUGUAUAUUUUACUUGUUUUUUUAAUAUGAAAACUGUAAAUUACGAUGUUUCGAAAUGUAUUCGUAUAUUUUUGUGAACUUUAUGUAAAUAGAAAGUAUUUUUAAAAAAAUGAA